This is a messenger RNA of Bicyclus anynana (squinting bush brown), 647 nucleotides long. RefSeq lists its product as uncharacterized. Bases 24 to 494 code for a protein of 156 amino acids. The transcript has 2 exons. Lineage: Eukaryota; Metazoa; Arthropoda; Insecta; Lepidoptera; Nymphalidae. The record is from RefSeq and is a predicted model, not a curated record.
ACUUCGAGCUAGGUUUUGGGGAGAUGUCCAACACUACUGACGAGUUUUGCUCAGAGAAGUACAUGUUUAAUAUCGAGAAUUAUUCCGCUGUGAAUGUACAAAGCCCGCACCCACAAAGUACUCGCUUUGCCACGGUGAAUUCUAACUGGACUUGCAUGCGAUCGGAGGGUUUUUGGGUUUCAAACGGUGGAGUUUUGGAAGUGACUGCAUUUAUGAACGCAACGUCAUUGACUGAUCAUGUGUGGAUCGAAGUAAGGCAGAACUUCUUUGGAGGCUGCGACUUCCUUGUUGGCUUGGGAGCCCUCUUGCCAAGCCGCAACCCGACUUGGCAGACCAUAAGAGUUACUGUGGAACAUGAUAGCUCUGCUGUAUUUAGAGGCUAUAUUGUCUUAUGGGGCCGUGCUGCACCCCAAUCGCUGGUCAUGAUCGACUCAUUCCGUUACAUCUCACGAUCUACCGAUGAGGCGGACUGUCUGGCAUAUGACAACAACUAAGGACUACUAUAACUUUAUUGUGAAAUAGGCAGCUACAACAACUAUCCGAAAUUACAACAACGGUAGACACAACAACGAAUGCCUUUAACGGAAUCAACUGGAUCUGUUUUCUUUUAUAUUAAUUAUUAUCAAUAAAAAUGUCAUUUUCAUUAG